CGCAGCUUCAUCUGUGUAUGCGAGCAUAUUGUUAUUUGUUUGUAUUUACACAUGCGUAUGUGUUUACACUGUAUCUUUCAGUCAUAAGUAGUGGAUGUACGUGUAAGUGUGUGCAUGUCUUGUGUGUGUGUGUGUGUGUGUGUUGGCUCAACAUCCAGAAAUGCCAGGAGGUCCAUGUGUAAAGACUAUAUCACAGUAUGUUUUUCAGAGCAGCCGUUGACCACCCUGCACUCCACACAUCCCAGCAGUGAAACAGAUGUCCUGCAUGGAGGAAAUGAGGAAAGAAUUAAACACAGCGAGGACAAGGAUGAGUAAAAAGAGAGAAUAAAUCAGUAGACUCAGUGUGUGUGGAUGAGGCUGUGAGAGGGUGAGUGUAUCAGGAUGACGAUGAAAGGCUUGUCCUCCAGCCGCAGCCACCACCACACACUCACACACUGCGACCCAUCCUACGAGUCUUUGACCCUCCGCCACGACCGACGGCCUUAUGUCCUCAACCAGGCCCACCCGACCGACCACAGCUUCUACGGGUGCCAGUCCGAUCUGGCCAGCAGCACAUUUCCACGCCGACAUCACGGCUCGCAUCACGAGCUUAAGGACGAAUGCGCCAUAGUACCCUAUGUGGGACCGGGGGGCAUAGCUGGGGGAACUGGGGGCGGGUGCGGCCCAUGCAGCUCGGCUGCCAUCCCAUCAUCCCUGCUGGAGAAGUUUGACCAGCAGCAACCAGUGAGAAAGGAUGGGUAUCACACGUUGCAAUACAAACGGACUGCAGCGCUGGAGCACCAGCGCAGUGACAGUCCUGGGCGUAUACGCCACCUCGUACACUCCGUCCAAAAACUGUUCACCAAGUCCCAUUCCCUGGAAGGUCCCAGUCAACGCAGCCUCAAUGGAAAUGACCCCGCCAUCACAGCCGAUGCAAUGGCUACGGCUAUAUCCCAUCCGAACGUUUCCACCACGACUGUAGGCACCCUGCACAAGUCGUCCAGCAACAAGCGGGGGAAAAACAAGGAACGCAGUCGCUCCGAGCCCAAACCUCGUGCACGGACACCCGGGUCGGGUUACUGGAGCUCUGACGACACUCUAGACAGGGAGAUCUGCCUUUACCACCAGCAUCAACCCUCUGGAGUCAUGACCAUGGGCCGGCAUCCGGACAAAUCCCAGUCCCACUACUUCUUGGGACAGAGCUACAACACACUAGGAGGGGGACACUCGUCCCUGAAGACCUCACGAAGCAACAAUGACGUUGGAAGUUGCUCCACUUGCUCCAACCCCACAAGAGGCGCUCUGACUUUCAGAGGCCCGACGUCAGUGGACCAGGCUGGGCCGCUUGUCAAGAAGAGCUCCUGGUCAAGCACGCUAACGGUGAGCAGGGCCCGAGAGGUGUACCAGAAGGCCACUGUCAAUAUCGAUAAAGCUCUAGUCAAAGCACAGACCUGCCAGCAGGGACGAACCUGCCAGUUUUUACAGGUUCCUCAGGAUGAGUGGGGUGGCUUCUCGUCUGUGGGUCAGGAUGACGAGAUCCCGUGCAGGAGGAUGAGGAGCGGCAGCUACAUCAAAGCUAUGGCAGAGGAGGACAGUGGAGACUCAGACUGCAGCCCUAAACCCUCACCCAAAGUCCAGGCCCGGAGAGCCAGCUACCUGAAAGCCACUCAGCCCUCCCUCACCGAGAUGACCACACUCAAGAUCAGUACGGAGUCCCAUUCCCCCAAGCUGCAGAUCCGGAGUCACAGUUACCUGCGAGCGGUGAGUGAGGUUUCAAUCAACCGCAGUUUGGACAGUCUGGACCCGGCCGGUCUGCUGGCCUCGCCCAAAUUUCGCUCCCGAAAUGAGAGUUACAUGAGGGCCAUGAGCACCAUCAGCCAGGUGAGCGAGGUGGAAGUAAACGGGCAGAUUGAGGCUGUGUGUGAGAGUGUGUUCAGUGAGAUGGAGUCUAAGGCCGUGGAUGCUCUGGAUCUGCCGGGGUCUGGAUGCUUCCGCAUGAGGAGCCACAGUUACGUGCGGGCCAUCGAAAAGGGCUGCUCGCAGGAGGAAGAGGAGAGAGCGGCGCGUCAGGCCAUCUCACCACCUCGAACUACAACUGUUAGAACCAUCCAGAGCAGUACAGUAUCAUCAUGUAUAACCACCUACAAGAAAACUCCACCCCCAGUCCCGCCCAGGUCAACACCCACCAGGCCAUACAUCUCUAUAACAGCCCAGAGCAGCACAGAAUCUGCACAAGAUGCCUACAAUGAGCUCACCGGUGCUGGUCCUGCUAACCGGGCCUUAGCAGCGGUCCAGUCGGGCCUCAGCAACUCCACAGAGAGCAUAGAUAGCAUGAAGGCCCUGACAGCAGCCAUCGAGGCAGCGAACGCUCAAGUCCACGGCCCAGCCAGCCAGCAUGUGACCAACAGCACCAUCACCAUCACCACAGCCUCCGCCACCACUAGCGUAACACACAUCUCACAGGAAGCUAAGAGAGAUGCCCUCAGGAAGUGCCUGUCAAUAGGGAUACAGGUGGACGGUCCUGAGGAAACCAACCAAUCAGAAGUGCACUGCAAGUUUCAGUCGGUCGGCAUUCAAGUAGAGGAGGAGAGAUGCUACCGCAGAGUUACACGCUCCAACAGCGUCACCACUGCCGUUCAAGCUGAUCUUGACCUUCUGGAGGGUCUUGGCGACGAGCAGUUCACACAGACCCACCAGGGGCCCAUUGUCCACCAGUCGUCGCGAGAUGCUGCCACUUCUACUGUCAGCAUCCAGGGCUCUGGGAACCACUACCAUGCCUGUGUCCAAGAUGAGUACACCGACGUGGGCUUUGACCCCUCCAUUCUGCCCCCUCCAGACCCCUGGAUGGAUGGAGCCAUGGAUGAGGAAUAUGCAAGUGGGGUGUCAGGGUCCGUGUGUCCGCAGGACGGACGCUGGUUUCUGAAACUGCUGCAAGCAGAGGUGGAGAGGAUGGAGGGGUGGUGCAAACAGAUGGAACAGGAUGAGAGAGAGAAUGAGCUUCCAGAAGACAUUCUCGGCAAGAUUCGAAGUGCGGUGGGUAGUGCUCAGUUGCUGAUGUCGCAGAAAUUUCAGCAGUUCCGGGAGCUCUGUGAAGAAAACUUGAAUCCCAAUGCCCACCCACGGCCCGUGUCUCAAGAUCUGGCAGGAUUCUGGGACAUGCUGCAGCUGUCCAUUGAGAACAUCAGCCUGAAGUUUGAUGAGCUACACCAGCUGAAAGCUAACAACUGGAAAGCACUGGAGCCUCCUGAGAGAAAGGAGAGGCGCGUACCUCCUCCGGUACCCAGGAAGCCGGGGAAAGGUCCCAUGCUGCUAGUGAGAGACCGGUCUUUGGAGGGCUCCCAGCGGUUGGAGGCCCGUAAGCGGCUGUUAGCGGCUAAACGCGCUGCUGCCUCUCAGCGCCAGAGCUCUGCUACAGAAUGCGCCGACAGCAUUGAAAUAUACAUCCCAGAGGCCCAAACACGAUUAUAAACACUGAAAUCCGGGUGCUCAGAAGCAUAAAUAGACACACACACACACACACACACACACACACACACACAUCUUCAACCAUAACACAAUAGCACUGAAUGACAAAGGCAGGGUAGCUGUAACAUAAUCACUCCUCUUUUCUUGUGUAAAAGAGAGUUUCUUCACUGUGGGCUUCUACUGUAUGUAUUUACAACUUAAUUUUACUCUAUUCCUCCAUCCCGCCAUUUGUAGCUCCCUUGUUAAACUCCCAAAGACUUUUAAUGUUUCUAUUAGACACUCUAUAUUUAAUUGUUAAAAUAACCAAUAAUAUAUAUAUAUAUAUAUAUAUAUAUAUAUUCAUGCCUAAAAUACAAUAUAUUAUUAUGUCUGUUGAUAUUACUACCCAAAUAAUGCACACUACUACUGAAUUUUAUUAUUUAAUUUGUCGUUUUUUGCAGUUACCGUGUAAGAGCCAUAUGUCUUGUGUUCUCAAAGAGGACAUAACUUCUAAAAGGGCAACAUACCGAUCACUUCUGAAGAUUUUAAUGCCAAUGUAGCCACAAAUGCAGUGUAUGUAUGUAAAUGUGUGUGUCAGGCUUUUAGUACAUGUAUUACACUCUCUCACGUGUCACCCUGCACCUCUGAGACAGGGCGAGGUUGUUCUGUUUUCAGUAUCAGGGGAUAGAAUGGAAAAACCACCUCUUCUCUUCUUUCUUCUCAUAUUUUUCAACUCCCACUCGGUCAUCCUCUCCCGUCCUCUCAAACCAUCCUAUCUCCUUUCCUGUCUGCUCACUAUCAUCUCCCAUCAGCAGUGCCACUCACCUGUUUGACUGACAUAGAUGUCCAUUGUAUCUAUCAAAUGUGACACAUUUAUCUGUCACCGCUCAACGUGUUCACGUCAUUGACAGAAGCGCUGUCAGAACACGCCACUCUUCACGGCUCUGAUUCAUUAGCCAUUCAUAAAUUAGCAAUGUGUCACGUUAAGAAACGUUACAUACAGGCAGUCAGGGAUUUCAUUCAGCAUUAAGCCCCGUUCACACUGACAGCAAUGAAGUGAUGCGAAGUCUUUAUUUUUCAAAGAUUUCAGUGACCUGAACAAGGCGGUGCAAUGUGACCAUAUCCAAUGAAUUGCUACUUUAUUUAUUUUGGUUGCGACUAAGUCACAACAGUCGCAAUUAUGAAAUAAAUAUUCACAAUCUAUAAAGCCACAAUUGUGACCCACAAUUGACACUUUAUGGAUUGUGAAUUUUUAUUUCAUUACUGUGAUUGUAGUGACUUAGCGUAAUUAUAAUUUUAUGUUAAUUGCGACUAUAUCGUAAUUAUUACUAUUUCUCACAAUUGCGUUUAACAUUCUAACAGUAUAUCACAAGAGAUUUUAUUUCUCAUAAUUAUGAUUUAACGUAAUGUAAUUGUGGUUUUAGAUGUUAAUUGUGAUAAUAACAUAACCGUGACUGUUUCUCGCAAUUGCGUUUUCAUGUGUCAUAGUCACACAAUAUAUUACAAUUGUGACGAUAUAUCACAAGAUAUUUUAUAUCUCUUAAUUGAGACUUUACUUCAUAUAAUUGCGGUGAUAAUAGUUUAAUUUUAGGUGAUAAUUGUGAUUUUAUAUCGUAAUUGUGACUUUAUUUUUCGCAAUUACAUUUUUAUAUCUUUUAUAUGAGUCGCAUUAUUAGUAUACCUCAGUUGUGAUUCUGUAUAUCGCAAGAGAUUUUUUCUCGUAAUUGUGACUUUACUUAAUGUUUUUCCAAUUUUAAGUUUAUAUCGUAAUUGUGAUUUUAUUACUUUUACUCUCAUAAUAAAUAUAUCACAGUUGUGACCCUAUAUAUCAGGAGAGUUUUUAUUUCUUGUAACUGUGGCUGAACGUAAUUGCAAACGUAUAUCAAAAAUUUCAACUUUAUUUCUCAAUUGCAGCUCACAACUAUAUUUUAACUUUGUUGUGGCUUAUUUAACUUAACAGCUACUCCUCCAGCAAUAAAAUCGCUGUCAGUGUGAAUGGCCACAACAACACAGGACAUUUUCUAAUUCUAUGGCAUUAAAUAGCUCCGCCCACUGUGAAAUCGCAUUGGUUUAUUCUGCUCUUCAUAACUAAACAUUAAACAUCUGAUUGGCUGUGAUCAUGUCAUGUCACUCAGCAGUUUCUUGUUCAGUAUGGGCAAAUUAUCUUGGCAGUAAACUCAUCACAUCGUGCCCUGUUAGGACAUUUUGUUGAACUUGGCAUAAGAUUCUUUUAAAAAAUGCACAUUAUUUAGCAUAUUCUGUAAAUAUAUAAAUGAUGAAUUAUAAAACUCCUUCCUGACUGCUUACUAAUAUAGCUCCUCACUAUAUUUGUCUAAAUGUUUGUAUAAAUGAAUAUAAAGUAAAAUAUCAGUAUUUUAUAAUGGAGUUGUAGCGAUAUUUAAAACCCAAAUAAACACAUUUAAACUCGCAUACCAUCAUUGCCCUCUUUAGCAUUGCUAUAUAAUUCAAUAAUUUCAAUAAUGCUUAAAGUAUCAUUUUAAAUAAUACAACUGCAAUGUCACAGUUCGAUAAAUGUAAUACAUACACAUUUUAGUUAAAAACUCAAAUUUUGAUGAGUAAUUUAUUCAUUAUAUUUAUAAUCACAAGUUAGCAUGAUAGUCUUUAUCCUCGGCCAAGUCAGUCAAGUGUGUGUGUUUUUUUUUUCCCACAUCAAGUGCAUGUACCCAAGUGCUUCCUAAUUUACCUGAAGGCAUCUCUUUUUUUUUUUCACCGAUAUGUAGCACAGUUAAUACUUUGUAAUAUAGAUCAGCUACUUUGUGUUUUUAUUUAUACUAAGAUGUAUAUACUUUCAGCAACCCUGUGGAGACAGUGCAAAUAAACACAUGUAUCAAUGCAGAGCACAUAACAUCAGUUUAUUAUUUUUCUAUUUAAGGAAACCUACUUUAACCAUUGAAUUACACUCUUGUGCUGCUCAUGUAAUUGAUUUGUAAACAGCGCUGCAUCUUAGUUGCACUGACGGGUUACUCAAUACUAGUCAAAACCUAACUGCACUGUCUCAUAUUUUUCAAUAACUGAUAAUACUAAUUUGCACUUGUUAAAUAUGUUAAAUAAACAGAGCUAUUUCUUUUUUCUUUCUCAGAAUAUUUCACUGUGGAUAGACACAUCACUAUAAAUAUAUAUAUUGAUAUUAAUUUCCCAGCAGCCAAAUGUGCAGCCAUUCUCUAUUUUCAUAGACAGUUCAGUUGCAUUGGCUUUAGUUUGAUCCUGUUAGUGUUUAUCUUAUUAACUAAACUCUUAGUUCCAGUUAUUAUGCACUAGAGCCCUUCUACUGUGGUUAAUGUUUGUUUGAAAUAUUAUUGAUGUUUAAACGCUCGGCCUUAAUUUAUGAAUAUAUGAUAGUCAUGCACAACGUAGCCUCAGGGGAGACUAUAUAACGUGUGUAUGAAUGUGCGUGUAUGUUUGUGUAUGUGUAUAUCAUGAAGAGGUCUUAUACUGGAGAUGUUACGGUACCAAUUAAAGCAUUCAAUAUUGAUGACAAAAUACCCAUUCAUAUUGAUAUUUCUGUAUCAAUGUGUUCAGUAGUAUUUCAUAGCAUUUACAGUCCAAAUUGACACCAAAAUUAGGAAUAAUUUUGUUUUGGACAAUCAGUGAUUAACACAAAGGAAAUCCAUGUCAUUUUAUUUGUAAAAAAAAAAAGAUAUAAAUAAAAUGAUACUGAAAUGUUUAUUGAAAUAUUAAUUGAUUACAUUUCAUUUUUAGUAUUUAAAGAUAUAUUUAUGAGACAUAGAGAGAUAUUUUGUGAGACUAUAUAGCACUUAAGUUUUUGCCGAAAGUGAUCACAAUCUCAUUUUCUUAACUGUUGUCAUUCACUGAUGUGAAAAUAUCAGUUUAUAUCUGGCAACAUGAUAAGUCCUGACUUUUUAGGGUUUUAUCUCCCAAAAUAGAAGAUUAGGCUGUGUAUUGUUGCCAAAAUGUGGUCUGUGCACCCACCACAAUGUUUUGGGAAAUGAAGGCAGAAUAUUAUGUAUUUACUGUUCUCGUAAAGGCAUAAACUUUAUCUAAAUGACUGUGUGUAAAUACAUGAAUGUUCUUCAUUGUAAAUGUAACCUACAUCUAAGGAUAUCUUACUACUUACAUUUUGUAUUUAUUGUAACAACACUGUUGAUGUUAUGGCACGUGUAUGAAAUUUUGAUCAUUAAAACAUUACAGAUGCUCACA
Molecule: messenger RNA, 7602 nt
Organism: Onychostoma macrolepis
Lineage: Eukaryota; Metazoa; Chordata; Actinopteri; Cypriniformes; Cyprinidae
Gene: dlgap1b
Product: discs, large (Drosophila) homolog-associated protein 1b
Exons: 12
Coding region: 382-3447 (1021 amino acids)
Biological process (GO): signaling
Cellular component (GO): postsynaptic specialization; glutamatergic synapse
Molecular function (GO): molecular adaptor activity
Source: RefSeq, a predicted model, not a curated record